Molecule: messenger RNA, 3213 nt
Organism: Chinchilla lanigera (long-tailed chinchilla)
Lineage: Eukaryota; Metazoa; Chordata; Mammalia; Rodentia; Chinchillidae
Gene: Ablim2
Product: actin binding LIM protein family, member 2
Exons: 24
Coding region: 106-2265 (719 amino acids)
Biological process (GO): cytoskeleton organization; lamellipodium assembly
Cellular component (GO): actin cytoskeleton
Molecular function (GO): actin filament binding
Source: RefSeq, a predicted model, not a curated record
UGUCACUGGGAGGUGCGCCCUCCGAGGAGCUCUCUCCCACGCAGCUGCACCCGCAGCUCCCUGGCCCCGGAGGGAGAGCACAGAGCCUUUGUGAGGAGCCACAGCAUGGGGCUGCCCGGAGGAGGGACAGUGUCCCAGCCCCAGGCGGCUCACAGCCCCCCGGAGAAGCCGCCCAGCACGGCCAUCCUGUGCAACACCUGUGGAAACGUGUGCAAGGGGGAGGUGCUGCGUGUGCAGAACAAGUACUUCCACAUCAAGUGCUUCAUCUGCAAAGCGUGUGGCUGUGACCUGGCGGAGGGCGGCUUCUUCGUGCGGCAGGGCGAGUACAUCUGCACCCAGGACUACCAGCGGCUCUACGGCACGCGCUGCUGCAGCUGCGAGCAGCUCAUCGAGGGCGAGGUGGUGUCGGCGCUGGGCAAGACCUACCACCCUGCCUGCUUCGUGUGCGCCGUCUGCCGGCUGCCCUUCCCACCCGGGGACCGAGUGACCUUCAACGGGAAGGAAUGCGUGUGCCAGAAGUGCUCCCUGCCCACGACAGCAGGCGGUGGCACCCAUGGGCCGCAGGGCCUGCGGAGCUGUGGGGGCUGUGGCUUGGAAAUCAAGAACGGGCAGGCGCUGGUGGCACUGGACAAGCACUGGCACGUGGGCUGCUUCAAGUGCGAGACCUGCGGGAAGCAGCUGAACGCCGAGUACAUCAGCAAGGAUGGGCUGCCCUACUGCGAGGCCGAUUACCACGCCAAGUUCGGCAUCCGCUGCAACGGCUGUGAGAAGUUCAUCACGGGGCGCGUGCUGGAGGCAGGGGACAAGCACUACCACCCUUCCUGCGCACUAUGCGUCAGGUGCGGCCAGAUGUUUGCGGAAGGCGAGGAGAUGUAUCUUCAAGGUUCUUCCAUCUGGCACCCGGCGUGUCGACAGGCGGCCAGGACUGAGGACAGAAACAAGAUGCAGAGCCCCAGGUACAGCCAGGCCUGCGUGGGCGCCGCGCCCUGUGCCUUACAGGAAACAAGGACAUCCUCUGAGAGCAUCAUUUCUGUCCCCGCCUCCAGCACAUCCGGGUCUCCGAGCCGUGUGAUCUAUGCCAAGCUCGGUGAUGAGAUCCUGGACUACAGGGACUUGGCAGCUCUCCCCAAAAGCAAGGCAAUCUAUAACAUCGACCGCCCGGACAUGAUCUCCUACUCGCCCUACGUCAGCCACUCCACGGGGGACAGGCAGAGCUACGGCGAGUCACCUCAGUUGCUCUCGCCUACGCCGACUGAGGGGGAUCAGGACGACCGGUCCUACAAGCAGUGCCGGACCUCCAGCCCCAGCUCCGCCGGUUCCGUCAGCCUUGGGCGCUACACCCCGACCUCACGGUCGCCCCAGCACUACAGCCGGCCAGCUGGUACUGCAAGCGUCGGUACCAGUAGCUGGCUCUCCCUGUCCCAACACCCAAGCCCUACUUCCGUGUUCCGACAUCAUUACAUCCCCUACUUCCGAGGCAGCGAAAGCGGCCGCAGCACGCCCAGCCUCUCCGUGCUCUCGGACAGCCGGCCGCCCUCCUCCACGUACCAGCAGGCGCCCCGCCACUUCCACGUCCCAGACACUGGCGUAAAAGAUAACAUCUAUAGGAAACCCCCUAUCUACAAACAGCAUGGUCCUGUAACCCAAUCCCCAAUGUCCAAGCUCUCUGGCCUGGUGUCAGUCUUGUCCUUGGUGGUGCAGGAGGCAGGGCGCUCCAAAAGACUGGCAGGGUCCAGCCCACCCCUGGCCGCAGCCGCGAGGCGAUUGGACGGGGAAGAUGGAAGCUUCGACCAGGAUAACAGGAAGAAGACCAGCUGGCUGCUGCUCAAGGGGGACACUGACGUGAGGACGAACUCUCCAGACCUGGACAGCCAGUCUCUGUCGCACAGUAGCGGGCUGGAGCGGGAGCCGCUCCCGAGAGCGCCCGGAGACAGCUUCUACUCACGCCUCCCCUAUUCCAAGUCCGAUUCUCCCCCAGGACCUGGAAAGAACGGCUUGGACUACCGGAAUGCCAAUAUGGCCCCUUUCGGAGCAGAGCCAGAUGCCGGCUGGGGCACGCGAGAGUACAAGAUCUACCCUUACGACUCCCUCAUCGUGACAAACCGCAUCCGCGUGAAGCUGCCCAAAGACGUGGACAGGACAAGGCUGGAGAGACACUUGUCGGCUGAGGAGUUCCAGGAAGUGUUUGGGAUGAGCAUGGAGGAGUUUGACCGCCUGGCGCUGUGGAAGAGAAAUGAGCUGAAGAAGAAGGCCCUGCUGUUCUGACGGCCACAGCCUCUCACCACGGGCCCAGGGACGGAAGAGAACCAUGCCAAGCCCACAUCGCGCCUCGCUCUGGCUUCUCUGUGUCGUGGGGUGGGGGGACAGCGUGCCUGGGGAGCCAGGCCGGGAGGGAGGCGGCCCCGGCAGCGCCUCUCUCUGUGCCAGUGAUACUCCUGCCUGUAGUUUAGGGCCCGCCACAAGCUUGACCGCCUUUCCCCUGCUGCGGCUGGCACCAGGAGCCGCUGUGGCCCGGCUGCCACAGAAGGCAGCCGCAGCCACCUUGGCAGCAUCCUCGGGGUGUCCGGCCCCCGCACCAGGCACUCGGGUCCAGGUGGCUGGGAUGUGGUGUCAGCGGCUGACACCCUUGGGGUGGCCGCUCGGAGCGGGGCAGGCACAGCCAGCCUCACAGACUCAGGCCAGGGCAGGAGGGUGACGCUGAGCUUCCCAGGCUGUGCCAAGUGCAAGGUGCGGGGUUUCCGCAGCUGUCAGCGACAGGUCUUUGGGGAGACAGACGUCAGGCUGAUAGGGCACCUGCGCCAGUGCUCCUCUGGUCACCGCGUCCUUCUUCCAGAUCACCCCCUAGAUGCCUCCGUGAUAUCUUUCGAGUUACACAGAAGUUUUUAUUUUAUUAAAAAGUAUAGCUUCCUUCCACAGAAGAGGACAUAUAUGCAGAGUUUAGUUUCUUGGCCCUGCGAGGGGCGCCUCCAGCCUUACCCCGCCCGCAGGUCUCUGUGGCUCCCGUUCUCCAUGUUCCAGGGGACACGGUGCCUUGUGUGCCUCCUCGUGUCUCUCCUCCUCUGUGCGUCACGCGGUGCCCUGAAGACACACCCCUCCAGUGCUGUGUGCAAAUACGCGUGAGCGGUACCCCAUCUUCCCUGCCGUUGUUCUCUGAGUCUCAGAAAGGAAACCCCCCGUUGGCCAAAGCCCUGGAAUAAAGGUGUCCACACCCCA